UCUUCUUCAUAGCUGAUUAUCAAAUGAAUGUGAUGUUUUAUACAGAGUUAAACACAAAGCUACACAAGUAACAGUUUAUUUUUUCAGAAAGUGAGAGAAGGUGUUCUCCUGAAGGUGAUUCACUUGGAUUACUGUAGCCGAAGCUGUUGACCAGAAGAACACAGUGAGAAAUAAGUUGCAUUCUGAUCUCUGCAGAAAAAUGGCCGUUUGCUCAGCAGUCGCAGCAGCAGCUGCAAUUAUAGCCGGAGGAUCCUUAUUAAACACAACCAUCGAGGAAAUAUCCAACCAAAUAAAGACUGACAGAAACAUCGCCAUUCAGCUCAGCAACUACAGCCACAAAUACAUCUUGACAAAUCCGAGGGUCUUCACCAGCAGUGGAUACUCUCACAACCCCCCUCAGCCUACGAUACAGAGGAGGACGAUGGAGGCGUGCUCCUUCACCAAAACUGCAGGAACAGCCUGCGGAGCUGUCGGGGUCCUCACUUACGAGAUCUUCAAACAUGACUGUGGAGAGUGGGCUGGAGAUCUGGUCAUAAUGUUCUCCGUCCCGUACGACUACAACCUGUAUGAGAACUGGUUUGCUCUCGGCAUUUUUAAAGAACGCGCUUCCUGCGACGAGCAGCUCUUCCACCAGCUGUACUACGAUAACGGCCCCAUUCAUCAGAGCCAAAAGCACAGGGAGCGAGAUCAAGUUUCUUGGGAAACACGUUUAUGUGAAGGGAACCAUGUCUCCUGCAAGCAGGUCCAUUAUGAAAGUUGAAUUGUGGGAUUUGUAGUCACACGGGCAUAGAUACUUCAUAUGCAGCUCCACUGGAGCCUUAACAAGAAAUCUGGAUCAAAAAUGAAAGUUCAUUCAGUUUAAAUAUAUCUAUAUCUGAGAUUUCUGUUUUAAUGUUUUACAAAUUAUGAUGUAUACGAAAAAUAAAAUCAUAAAUAUCAAACA
Molecule: messenger RNA, 943 nt
Organism: Colossoma macropomum (tambaqui)
Lineage: Eukaryota; Metazoa; Chordata; Actinopteri; Characiformes; Serrasalmidae
Product: DELTA-thalatoxin-Avl1a-like
Exons: 3
Coding region: 200-760 (186 amino acids)
Biological process (GO): monoatomic cation transport; cytolysis in another organism; pore complex assembly
Cellular component (GO): pore complex
Molecular function (GO): channel activity
Source: RefSeq, a predicted model, not a curated record